Molecule: messenger RNA, 1426 nt
Organism: Lolium perenne
Lineage: Eukaryota; Viridiplantae; Streptophyta; Magnoliopsida; Poales; Poaceae
Source: RefSeq, a predicted model, not a curated record
GCCUCACAGAACGCGCCGUCAAAUCCGCCCCACCUCCGCGCACAGAAGGUGCUCGACGACUUGCCAGGCAUGGACAGCGACGAUGAGAUGGUUGCCCUGCUGCUGGAGGACGAGCAAGCGUUCGACGACGACCUGCGGGAGCAUUUGCUGAUCAUCGCGUCCCUCCAGGACAUGCUUGACGCUGAGGCGGAGAAGAGGAAGAGGCCGCGCCGCGGAGGAUCAAGGCCGGGAAGAAGGAAGUCGAAGCCCCGGCAGAGGAUGGAGGGGCAUGCCAUGCUGCACAACGACUACUUCGCCGACGGGGCAACACAUGCCGACAAUUUUCGGCGCCGGUACAGGAUGAGCAAGGGCCUGUUCAUGAAUAUCCUCCACGGCGUUCGAGAGUUCGACCCCUACUUCAAGCUCAAGGUCGACGCUGUAGGCGUUCUCGGGUUCACAUCCAUUCAGAAGUGCACCGCCGCCAUGAGGAUGCUUGCAUACGGAGCACCUGCCGAUACACAGGACGACUACCUUCGCAUGAGUGAGUCUACUGCCAUUGAAUGCAUGUACAAGUUUUGCCGAGCUGUGGUGGGAAAGUUUGGCAAAUACUACUUGAGAGGGCCAACUGAGGAAGAGACUGCAAGGAUCAUGGCACAAAAUGCUGCCAGAGGAUUUCCUGGAAUGCUUGGAAGCAUCGAUUGCAUGCACUGGGCAUGGAAGAACUGCCCGUUUGCUUGGCAAGGUAUAUACAAAGGGCGUCAUGGAUAUUGCAGUGUGGUGCUUGAAGCUGUGGCAGAUUAUGACCUGUGGAUUUGGCAUUCUUUCUUUGGCAUGGCGGGAUCACACAAUGACAUCAACGUGUUGCAGCGGUCUCCGGUGUUCAGCAGACUAGUGGAAGGGCAUGCUCCACCAUGCAACUAUGAGAUCAAUGGCCACCAAUAUACCAAAGGCUAUUAUCUAGCCGAUGGUAUAUAUCCAAAAUGGGCCACUUUUGUCAAAACAAUCUCGAAUCCAUCAGGUCUGAAGAAUUCUCACUUUGCUACACGACAGGAGGCUUGCAGGAAGGAUGUCGAGCGGGCAUUUGGUGUGCUUCAAGCACAAUUUGCCAUUGUCCGGUACCCUGCUCUAAGCUGGUCUCACGACCAAAUGUGGGAGGUGAUGCAGGCUUGUGUGAUCAUGCACAACAUGAUCAUCGAGGAUGACCGCAAGAAUCAUGUUAGGUCACAUGUUGGUCCCUAUGAGUGUCAAGGCCCUCUCGCGGAGGUUGAUCAUGAGUUGCCUGCAGAUUUUGCUGAUUUUCUCGCCAUGCACGAAGAGAUCCGUGACAGCAAUGUGCAUGAGCAACUUCAAGCUGAUCUCGUUGAGCAUUUGUGGAGGAUCAAAGGAAAUACCGUGGCACCUUGAUGUAUCAUCUAGCCCUUUUUUUUAUAUUUGAUUACUUGUUUUA